GGCGUAUCCGUAACCUGUUAGUUCCGGUUUUGUCUGUCAAACUUUUCAUCGACUCGCGUCGACGUUCCCCCCCCCCCCCACCAUGGCUUCCAACAAUUCUCUCCGCGACCAGACGGUCAGCACCGACCUCGAGGUCCGCCAGCAGGAGUUCGCUAAGAAGAAGUGGACCUGGCUCAUCGACAAGAACGAGGGCGCCCUCGCGGUCCACAUCAUCAAGGACCACGGCGGCGGCAAGAUCACCGUCCAGGCCAACGACGGCAAGGAGUACGAGGUCUCCCAGGACGACCUGGAGCCCAUGAACCCGCCGAAGUACGACAAGUCCGAGGACAUGGCCACCCUGCUCCACCUGAACGAGUCUUCGGUGCUGCACAACCUCCGCGACCGCUACAUGUCGGACCUGAUCUACACCUACUCCGGUCUUUUCCUGGUGGUGAUCAACCCCUGGCGCAACCUGCCCAUCUACUCGGAUGAGAUCAUCCAGCUGUACAAGGGCAAGAAGCGCAAGGAGAUGCCCCCCCACAUCUUCGCCGUCUGUGACGAGGCCUACCGCGACAUGCUCGGCAACAAGGAGAACCAGUCCCUCCUGAUUACCGGCGAGUCCGGUGCCGGUAAGACCGAGAACACCAAGAAGGUCAUCCAGUACCUGGCCUCCGUGGCCGGCACCUCGGGCACCAACCAGAGCCAGCUGGAGAAGCAGAUCAUCCUGACCAACCCGCUGCUCGAGGCCUUCGGUAACGCCAAGACCAUCCGCAACAACAACUCCUCGCGCUUCGGCAAGUUCAUCCGCAUCGAGUUCGGCUCCGAUGGCAAGAUUGUCGGUUGCAACAUCGACAACUACCUGCUGGAGAAGAACCGUGUCAUCACCCACGCCAAGGCCGAGCGCUCUUUCCACAUCUUCUACCAGCUCAUCGCCGGUGCCACCGCCGAGCAGAAGAAGGACCUCCUGCUGGAGGGCGUCCGCGCCUACCGCUACCUGGAGGGCGAGGCCAACAUCGACAAUGUCGACGAUGCCAAGGAGUUCCGCGACACCCUGGACGCCAUGCGCAUCAUCGGCUUCUCCGAGGAGGAGCAGACCUCCAUCUGGCAGAUUCUGUCCGGUCUGCUGCAGUUCGGCAACCUGGAGUUCGUCGGGUCUCGUCGUGAUGAGACCGCCUCCUUCAAGGAUGCCGCCACGGCCGACCGCGUGUCGCACCUGCUCGGCAUCAAGUCCGCCGACUUCCAGCGCUGCCUGCUGAAGCCCCGUGUCAAGGCCGGCCGCGAGUGGGUCACCCAGAUGGUGACCACCGACCGCGCCGGGCACAACUCCAAUGCCCUGGUCAAGGCCGUCUACGAGCGCCUCUUCAAGUGGAUCAUCUCCAAGAUCAACUCCACCCUGGAGACCCACGGCCGUGCGCAGACCUUCAUCGGCUGCCUGGAUAUCGCCGGUUUCGAGAUCUUCGACCACAACAGCUUCGAGCAGCUCUGCAUCAACCUGACCAACGAGAAGCUCCAGCAGUUCUUCAACCACCACAUGUUCGUCCUCGAGCAGGAGGAGUACAUGCGCGAGGGCAUCGAGUGGAAGUUCGUCGACUUCGGCCUGGAUCUCCAGCCGACCAUCGAUCUCAUCGAGAAGCCGCUCGGUAUCCUGUCCAUCCUGGACGAGGAGUGCCUGCUGCCCCGGUCCACCGACAAGACCUUCAUCGAGAAGUGCCACAUGCAGCAUGAGAACAAGCACGACAAGUACCACAAGCCGCGUCUCAACCCGGACAUGUUCAUCCUGGACCACUAUGCCGGCUCGGUGUCCUACAACACCGCCGAGUGGAUCGAGAAGAACAAGGACCCGAUCAACGACAAUGUGGCCUCCCUGUUCGCCAAGUCCACCAACCCCCUGCUGGCCACCAUCUUCGAGGACUUCCAGGUCAAUGAUGAUGGCACCCUGGUCACCGACCGCAAGGGCAAGGCCAGCAGCUUCAUCACCGUGUCCCAGCGCCACAAGCAGUCGCUCAAUGCCCUGAUCAGCACCCUGCGUGCCACUCAGCCGCACUUCGUUCGUUGCAUCAUCCCCAACGAGUCCAAGAAGCCCGGCAUGAUUGAUGCUCCGCUGGUGCUGGAUCAGCUCCGGUGCAAUGGUGUCCUGGAGGGUAUCCGCAUUGUGCGCCUCGGUUUCCCCAACCGCAUUCCCUUCGCCGAGUUCAAGCAGCGCUACGAGCUCCUGGCCCCGGGCAUCAUCCCCAAGGGCUUCAUGGAUGGCCGUGUCAUUGCGCAGAAGCUCCUGGACGCCCUCAAGAUCGAGAAGGAGUUCUACCGCAUCGGUCAGUCCAAGGUCUUCUUCAAGGCCGGCACUGUGGCCGAGCUGGAGGAGCGCCGUGAUGCCCGCCUGAGCGAGCUGAUUUCCGGCUUCCAGGCCGCCGCUCGUGGUGCCCUGGCUCGUCGUGCCUUCCGUCGUCAGCACGGCAAGGAGGAGGCCAUCCAGCUGAUCCAGAAGAAUGCCCGUGUCUUCAUCGAUCUCUACCAGUGGAGCUGGUGGAAGCUGUACCGCAGCAUCAAGCCGCUGCUUGGUGUCCACCGCCAGGACCAGCAGGAGAAGGCCCUGAAGGAUCGCAUUGCCGAGCUGGAGGCCCAGCUGGAGCGCGAGGCCGCCGCCGCCCGCGAGGCCGCUGCCCGUGCCUCGGAGCUGGAGAAGGACAACCGCGAGCUGGAGACCGAUCUGGACACCGCUCGCAAUGCCCACGCCGAGGCUGUUGCUUCCUACAAGAACAGCGAGGAGCGCCGCCAGAAGCUGGCCACCAUUGUCUCGGACAUGGAGGCCCAGGCCGACGAGUACGAGCAGGAGAUCGACACCCUGGCCGAGUCCAACCGCAAGGCCCAGGCCGACAUCAAGUCCCUCAAGGCCCAGCUGGACGACGAUUCCAAGGCCCGCGCCGCCGUCGAGGAGGCCAAGGCCCAGUCCCAGCGCGAGCUGGAGCUGCUCAAGUCCCAGCACGAUUUGGACUCUCGUCGCCAGGCCGAGGAGGCCGAGGCCGAGCGUGCCAAGCAGGCUAAGGCCCUGGCCGAGGCCGCCGCCAAGGCCGAGGCCCUGUCGGCUCAGCUUGAGCGUGCCAAGAAGGACGCCAAGAGCGCCUCCGCCGAGAAGGACUCCCUCCAGGCCGAGCUGGACGCCCUGCAGGCUCAGCUCCGCGAGGCCGACAAGGCCAAGCGCCAGCUCGAGUCGGAGCUGCGCGAUGCCCAGACCGAGACCCGCCAGGUUACCUCGCGUCUGGAGGCCGCCGAGGCUGCCAAGGCCGAGGCCGAGGCCCGCGGCAAGAAGCUCAACGACCAGAUCGAGGAGGCUCUCACCUCUCGCGCCGUGUCCGCCCAGCAGGUGGAGAAUGCCCAGGCCGAGAUCGAGGACCUGCGCAACGAGCUGGCCGAGGCCAACAAGGCCAAGGCCACCGCCGAGCAGGCCCUCAAGUCCGCCGAGGCCAAGAUCGACCAGGCCGACGACCAGCUCCACGAGGAGGUCAGCAAGCGCAAGGACCUCGACGUGCAGAUUGUCGCCCUGCAGGCCGAGAACGCCUCGCUGGCCGACAAGCUGGCCAAGGCCAACGACGCCGCCGACAACUCCCUCAUGGACGCCCUGCGUGCCGAGCGCGCCAAGGUCGCCGCCCUGGAGGAGAAGAACAAGAGCGACUCCUCUCGCCGCCUGGCCGCCGAGGAGAAGAACAACCAGCUUCUCGAGAAGAACUCCUCUCUCGAGGCCAAGAUCCGCUCCAUGCGCGAGCUGUUCGCCGGCAACUAAGCGGCGCGCCCCCUUGUCUUUGUUCUGGCCCCACUCCUCCUCCUCCUUCUGGAAGAGGGUCCGGGGGGGGGGGAUCCGUCCACACCACCUGCGUCUUCCUUCCCCCCGCGCGCGCGCGCGCGCCAUAUCACGGUGAAUCAGUUUCGCCAGGAUAUAUAUGCGCAUGCCUGCUGUGUGGGGGAAUGGCGCGCACUGGUGCGCGGCAUCCCCCCCCCCCGUCUCCUCCCCCUCAGCCGGGGUGUGUGCAUAUUCAAUACACAUUCAUCCUCCCUC
This is a messenger RNA of Fonticula alba, 4030 nucleotides long. Its product is annotated as myosin heavy chain. The record is from RefSeq and is a predicted model, not a curated record. Gene Ontology annotation, molecular function: microfilament motor activity; actin filament binding; ATP binding. Gene Ontology annotation, cellular component: cytoplasm; actin cytoskeleton; myosin complex. The transcript has 3 exons. Lineage: Eukaryota; Rotosphaerida; Fonticulaceae. Gene Ontology annotation, biological process: vesicle transport along actin filament; actin filament organization. The coding region runs from base 83 to 3757 and encodes 1224 amino acids.